Scophthalmus maximus (turbot) is the source of this 1261-nucleotide messenger RNA. RefSeq names its product sideroflexin 1 (gene sfxn1). The transcript is spliced from 11 exons. Gene Ontology annotation, molecular function: monoatomic ion transmembrane transporter activity. Gene Ontology annotation, biological process: serine import into mitochondrion; monoatomic ion transport. Gene Ontology annotation, cellular component: mitochondrial inner membrane. The record is from RefSeq and is a predicted model, not a curated record. Bases 149 to 1117 code for a protein of 322 amino acids. NCBI's taxonomy places the organism in Eukaryota, Metazoa, Chordata, Actinopteri, Pleuronectiformes, Scophthalmidae.
CGACGUAAAAAAGAAAGAAGAAGAAAACAACAACAGUCCAGCGUGCACGUGUGUGUCAGACGUGUUGGCUCCUCUGGAUGUGUGGAUGUGGCAGGCUGAUACUCGUUGAGUCUGGGGCGCGCAGCUGGACACAGACCAGGCUAUAAAUAUGGCAGCAGAGCUAUCCACCUCCAUAAACAUCAAGGAGCCCCGGUGGGAUCAGGGCACAUUCGUGGGUCGGGCUAAACAUUUCUUCACCGUCACAGACCCCAGGAACAUCCUCCUCUCCAAUGAACAACUAGAACACGCACACAAAAUCAUCACUGACUACAGGCAAGGAGUAGUCUCCCCAGGGCUGACAGAGGAUGAACUGUGGAGAGCCAAAUAUGUUUUUGACUCGGCAUUCCACCCCGAUACUGGGGAGAAGAUGAUCCUGAUUGGCCGCAUGUCCGCACAGGUUCCCAUGAACAUGACGAUCACUGGAUGCAUGAUGACAUUUUACAAGACGACUCCGGCCGUGUUGCUCUGGCAGUGGAUCAAUCAGUCUUUCAACGCAAUAGUCAAUUACACCAACAGGAGUGGCGACGCUCCAAUCACAGUCAGUCAGCUUGGCACAGCUUAUGUGUCUGCCACCACAGGGGCAGUUGUCACCGCUCUAGGACUAAAUGCACUAACAAAGCAUGUUUCACCCCUGUUUGGACGGUUUGUGCCAUUCGCUGCUGUGGCUGCUGCCAACUGUAUCAACAUCCCGCUGAUGAGACAAAGAGAACUCCAGCACGGCAUUCCCAUAACGGAUGAGAAUGACAACAGGUUAGGAGAAUCGACGAAAGCUGCACAGCAGGCGAUCUCUCAGGUUGUGGUCUCCAGAAUCCUCAUGGCCUCUCCAGGAAUGGCUAUUCCUCCAUUUUUAAUGAACCAUUUGGAGAAGAAGGCCUUUCUGAAGAAGUUCCCAUGGAUGAGUGCACCUAUUCAAGUCGGCCUGGUGGGAUUCUGCCUGGUGUUCGCCACUCCACUCUGCUGUGCGUUGUUCCCUCAGAAGAGCUCCAUGUCAGUCAGCCGCCUGGAGCCCGAGCUGCAGGAGAAGAUCCGGGCCAACCACCCGGGAGUGGAGCGGGUCUACUUCAACAAAGGUCUAUGAGUGUGCAGCGCGCUCAACCAAACACUGCCAUAGCACAGCUGCAGGCUCGGUCCUCACCUCUCUGCCAGCCCUCCUCAUUCAGUGUGCCAAAGUUAAGUUUGUGUCUCCUCAUUUCCACCAGCCUGAUGGAUAUCCGAGGACUCC